GUGGAAGCCUCCAUUGGCUCUCCUCCUUUGCUGCGGCCAAGAAAUAUCGCACCUUUUUCACUCUGCGAGUGCCUAAGUUGGUCAAAGAUGGUGAGGGGGAAGGUGGAGCUGAGGAAGAUGGAGAACGCAGCGAGUAGGCAGGUGACGUUCUCGAAGCCCAAGUAUGGGCUGCUCAAGAAAGCUCACGUGAUGUCCGUAUCCUGCGACGGCGAGGUUGCAGUCAUCGUCUUCUCCCGGCGCGGGAAGCUCUCCGAGUUCUCUAAUCACGAGUAA
This is a messenger RNA of Linum tenue, 273 nucleotides long. The record is from the annotation of a GenBank genome assembly. Lineage: Eukaryota; Viridiplantae; Streptophyta; Magnoliopsida; Malpighiales; Linaceae.